AUGAUGAUGGCCAACAACACCACUGCCCACACUCUGACCUUGUUGUCCUGUGAUGACCCUGAAGGGUGGACCCCAUCUCACGUCCUCAUUCCCCUGCUGCACAUCCUCAUCUGCGUCCUGGGUCUCUUGGGCAACAUUGUGGUCAUCUACAUCGUUUGGCGUGACCGCUCUAAGUGGCGCACUCUGGACCUGUACAUCGUCAGCCUGGCUGUGGCCGACUUCAUCUUUUUGGUCAACCUGCCGCUGUGGGCCACGUAUGAAGCGAUGGGAAACCACUGGGUCUUUGGCAGAGCCCUGUGCAAGCUCAGCAACUUCAUGUGGCUCGUCAACAUGUACGCCAGCAUCUUCUCCCUCACCUGCCUGAGCUUGCACCGUUACCUGACGAUCGUACGCUCCAGGGCCAAUUUGCAGCUAUGCACCCGCAGUAUAAAGACCUUACUGGUCUUCGUCUGGCUGCUGGCUGGCCUGCUGUCCAUCCCCGAGCUGGUGUUCAACAACACCUUUCAGGAGGACAACAGGACCAGGUGCAGCAUGGAUUUUCGCGUGGUGGUCGACGGAAGAUCUAAACUGCAGUGUGACGCCACCCUGGACCUCAUGAACUCGGUGGUGGGGCUUGUCGUGCCACUGCUGGCUGUGAUGGUCUGCUACGGCUGCAUCGCCUACACACUGGCGCGCCACUUCCACGGUGAGGCCAGGGAGGCCCGGCGCAUGCGGCGUCUGCUGAAGAUCAUCUGUCUGCUGGUGCUGGUGUUUGCCGUCUGCUGGACGCCCUACCACGUGGCCACGCUGCUCUUCUCCCUCAGCCGCCUCCUCGGCAACGGGGACGCAGCGCUAUCUUGCAGCGUUCACGGUGCGGCGUAUCCGUACAUUGAGUGCCUGGCCUACGCCAACAGCUGCAUGAACCCCCUUCUGUAUGCCUUUUGUGACCCGUUCUUCCGCUCGCAGUGCCUCACUCUGGUCCACCUGAGGAAGACCCCAGUCUCCGGGUCCAGCAGCACUAAAGACGGAGAGGAGAGGCCAAUAGUAGGUGUAGGCCUACCCUUCUCAGGGUCCACUAGCAAUGGUGAGGAAAAGAAGGUACAAGUUAGGCCAAUCUCCAGGUCUGACAACCAUGGCACCACAGGUGAAGGAACGGGGCACCAAGUAGCAGAGGCAUCAGACACAGAUGUAAAUUCAUGAUGUGUAUCUACACCUGUACACUGUAUCAAAUUGUUAUUCGAGGCUAUAUAGGAUUUACUUACACGGUGUCCCACUGGCGGAACGAUGUGCAUAAUGAGGCUACAGGUCACCAGAAAAGCAACCCCUUGGAUUGAACCAGCUCAGAAUCAACUGCUUGGAAGACAGGUGGUCUACACUGUAGUGACUAAUGACUCAGUAAAGUUAGCUGUGUUGGAAGAAAACUGUGGCAGCUUGUUCCCCAUUCUUUUACUUCUUCUUCUACAUUUGACUACUCUGACAGGCAUAGAGUGACAGUCUCCAGGUCGCCUGUAGCCAUGAGAGGAAUGAAGGACGGUGAAGAAAAGGGGCCUAUUGAGUAGGUAUGUGUGUGAGAGAGAGUUCUGCUAGUGAGGGUUGUAUUAGUUUGCGCCUGGUUAAAUAUU
Messenger RNA from Engraulis encrasicolus (European anchovy), 1601 nucleotides. RefSeq names its product apelin receptor B-like. The record is from RefSeq and is a predicted model, not a curated record. The transcript has 2 exons. Gene Ontology annotation, cellular component: external side of plasma membrane; membrane. Gene Ontology annotation, biological process: immune response; neurogenesis; positive regulation of cytosolic calcium ion concentration. Gene Ontology annotation, molecular function: C-C chemokine receptor activity; C-C chemokine binding. NCBI's taxonomy places the organism in Eukaryota, Metazoa, Chordata, Actinopteri, Clupeiformes, Engraulidae. The coding region runs from base 1 to 1179 and encodes 392 amino acids.